AUGGGAGUUCAUUUAGAUGACGAACUAGCAAAUGCACGUCAAGGUGUUUACACAUUCCGUGCACAAGGUUCAAUUUACCAUCGUAUUGGAGGUUUCUUACCUUUGAACGAAGGAGAUCGUCCUGGAUUUCUUCAACUCUACAUUUAUGAUACUGAGCAUGAAAAUGAAAAUCGUGCAGCAGAGAAUUCAUCAUUACGCCUCGAUGUCAUCGACAGAAUCAAGAAUAUUUUGAAUGCUCACAAUCCUUUUGUCCACAAUCUCCGCCAUCUUGCUCAGCGUAGUGACUUAAGUGAUUGCAAAUUUGUCAUCAAAGAGCAACCUACAAAUAAACAUCAAUACUCGAUGCCGACAGCUUCGCAAGUAGCAGCAGUUGUCGUUGGAGGUGAUGACAUUUCCAACUUGAAGGAUAGGGACAUCAUGGUAGAGUCAGUAACUUGGCAACUAAGUUAUAUCAAAGACACUGCCAGUUAUUAUGACCCACUGCAGUAUCCUCUACUGUUCCCUUAUGGUUCUUACGGCUGGGAUUUAAACAGUCGAAGUUCCACUGGUAAAAAGUUGACGUGCCGGGAAUUCUAUGCAUACAUGUUUCAGAUGCGGCAACAUCUUGAUUCUCUAAUCUUAAGAGGCGGUCGUCUACUGCAACAAUUUGUUGUCGAUAACUGUGUGAAAAUGCAAGCCAAUAAUUUGAGGUGGAUUGCACUCAACCAAGAUAAGAUACGUGCUGAUUUGUACAAGGGUUUAGAGGAUUCUUUACAUGCUGGAGAGCAUAACACAGAAAAUGUUGGACGACGGACCAUACUACCGUCUUCAUUCGUUGGAAGUCCAAGAGAUAUGCACCAGAGGUAUCAAGAUGCCAUGGCAUUGGUUCAUAAGUUCGGCAAGCCCGAUAUAUUUCUUACAAUGACAUACAAUCCAUCUUGGCCAGAGAUACAAUCAGAAUUGUUGGCCGGACAAGUUCCAAACGAUCGUCCAGAUCUGCUGACACGGGUUUUUCAUGCUAAACUUGAAGAGUUGAAAAAGGAUGUUCUAGAAAGGGGCGUCCUCGGAACGGUUGUUGCUUAUGUAUAUGUGAUUGAAUUCCAAAAGAGGGGUCUUCCACAUGUUCAUAUGUUAUUAAUUCUUGAUCAAAAUGACAAGCUAACCACUCCGGAUGACUUUGAUAAGAUUGUGAGAGCAGUGAUUCCUGAUGAACAACAAGAACCAAAAUUGUAUAAGGCAGUUCUUAAACACAUGAUUCAUGGCCCAUGUGGUGUUCUCAACCACAAAUCCCCGUGUAUGAAACAAGGAAGUUGUAAGAAAGGAUUCCCUAAGGAAUUCUCCAAUGAUACAAAGCAAGGCAAUGACUCAUAUCCUCUUUACCGUCGUCCACAAGAUCGUCCAGCAGUACCAUUGCGUGAGAAUUCACGAGUUCGUGUAGAUAAUCGGUGGGUAGUCCCAUAUAAUCCAUUUUUGCUCUUAAAGUACGAUUGUCACAUCAAUAUUGAGAUAUGCAGCAGCAUCAAUUGUGUCAAAUAUCUGUAUAAGUACAUCCAUAAGGGUUCAGAUAGAGUUUCAAUGGAAGUUCAUAACGGAGAUGAGAUUGCACAAUAUGUCGAUGCACGGUGGAUUUGUGCACCCGAAGCUAUGUGGAAACUUUACAAAUUCCCCAUGACUAGAAUCUGUCCUGCCGUAGAUCGUUUGCAGGUUCAUUGCCAAACAUGCAUCAAGUGA
Molecule: messenger RNA, 1710 nt
Organism: Spinacia oleracea (spinach)
Lineage: Eukaryota; Viridiplantae; Streptophyta; Magnoliopsida; Caryophyllales; Amaranthaceae
Exons: 3
Coding region: 1-1710 (569 amino acids)
Source: RefSeq, a predicted model, not a curated record